UCAUGGUUUGCGUCUGCACUAACUGACACUAUAACAGUGAUCUGGGCACACUGACUGUAACAACAAAUCAGCCUGCGUGGACAAACAUAAUAUUGACUAAAAAUGAAUGAGUCCGAGAUUCCGAUCGACAUUCACACCCUGAAGCUGCAGGAUUGGCUUAUCAGCCGAAGAAUCGUGCCAAAGAAUGUACAGCUGGAGGUUCGGGAAAUCCACAAGAAGAUCAGCAGCGCGCUGCAGGACAUGCCCUCCAAUGACCAGCUGAUCAAGCUGUUAGCCAGGACGAAUAUCAACUACUACCACGUCAAGGAGAUCAUUGAGAUCUUGAAGCAGACGGAAAAGGACACGAAAAGCGUAUUCGGCACCUACGGCAGCCAGCGCAUGAAGGACUGGCAGGAGAUCAGCCGGCUGUACGAGAAGAACGCCACUUACCUGGCCGAAACGGCUCAGAUCUUCGUGCGGAAUGUGAACUACGAGAUUCCCGGGGUGCGCAAGCAAAUGGCCAAGCUGGAGCAGCAGACCGACGAGAGCCAGAAGCGAGCCCACGACAUGAACAAGCCGGAAAGCCAGCUCCUGGCCGAGCACGCUGCCCUGCUGGAACAGUUGGGCGUCAAGGGGGACAACCUGCACGCGGAGUUCGUGGAGGUACUGGCGGGUUUGCCGGAGCUGUACACCAAGUCCCUGAUCGACAUCUCAAAGAUCCAGCCAGGCAUCGAUCUGUACGCCGAGGUCAGUGGCCACAAGCAGGCGCUGCCCAUCCUCAGCCACUUGGUCGAGUUUGGCAACACCACCGUUUACCAAUACAUCCACAAGGAAGCGCCCCUGGCCGUCGAGGAGCCGCCCAUCCGACUGAACCUCAGCGAGGACAUUGCCAGCAAGGAUGACAAUGCUGCCACUGAGAUCGACUUCGGAACGGACGACAAUGGCGGAACCUCCUCGACCGUUUCUGCGGAGAUUAUCGACUACGGAGACUUUGGCAGUGGGGACUUGCAGGAAAACGACGGCGGCAACAUCGACUGGGGCAUCGAGAGCGCUCCAACCGAUGCGGUGGAAAUCAACUUUGACAUUCCCGUGGAGGAGUAUGGAAUCGUGGUGGAGGGCACUGGCAUGGACGGUGGCACUGCCAAGGGCGAUCAGGCCUACACUUUGCUGGACUCGCCGAGCUAUCGCGACCGAUUCCUGGAUGAAAUCUUUGAACUGGAGUCAUUCCUGCGCCUGCGACUCUAUGAGCUCAAGCAGUUGGAGACUUCCAGCGACAUCAUGUUCUCCCUCAUGGACAACAUUGCUACCCACGACGCGGAGAGCAUCAGGAAGAUUCUCAGCUCCGUGGAGAAAAUUAUUCAGCAGACCUCCGAUGAGCAGACGCGGCAUCUCUUCCAGCUGAAGCACUCACCCAAAUAUGCCAAUCUGCUGGCCGCCAAGCUGCAGCAAAUGACCAAGGCCGUGGAGAAGUUGAGGUCCACACGGGAGGCUCUAAAGAAGAGGGCCAUCGAGCUGCGGGAAGAGCGGCAGCAGCUAAAUCCCGUCCUGGAGGAAUUGAUUGCCCAGACUCGCACUCUGCAGUCGCACAUCGAGAAGGAUAUUUCCAAGCGGUACAAGAAUCGGGUGGUUAAUUUAAUGGGAGGCGUUAACUAAUGUAAUGUGUUAAGUGUUUGUUAAAUAAUGUUUAUUAAUAAACUGAUAACUGGGCAGGACAAA
Messenger RNA from Drosophila rhopaloa, 1695 nucleotides. Its product is annotated as CDK5RAP3-like protein. The transcript has 4 exons. Gene Ontology annotation, biological process: regulation of cyclin-dependent protein serine/threonine kinase activity; regulation of mitotic cell cycle. The record is from RefSeq and is a predicted model, not a curated record. Lineage: Eukaryota; Metazoa; Arthropoda; Insecta; Diptera; Drosophilidae. Bases 103 to 1632 code for a protein of 509 amino acids. Gene Ontology annotation, cellular component: endomembrane system.